Molecule: messenger RNA, 1939 nt
Organism: Scleropages formosus (Asian bonytongue)
Lineage: Eukaryota; Metazoa; Chordata; Actinopteri; Osteoglossiformes; Osteoglossidae
Gene: slc67a1
Product: solute carrier family 67 member 1
Exons: 10
Coding region: 451-1839 (462 amino acids)
Biological process (GO): transmembrane transport
Cellular component (GO): nuclear envelope
Molecular function (GO): transmembrane transporter activity
Source: RefSeq, a predicted model, not a curated record
AAUGCCUGUUUCCUUCAAGAAACUCCCGUAACAUCUCCGCAUCGUGCGCACGAGGAGCCCGCGAGAUCGCGCGCCCGAGCGGUGCGUGUCGCGCCCGGUCACCGGUGGCACUGAGCUGAGAUCAAGGUCCGCGAUCGGUGAGUGACAACGAGCCAUUGUUGUGCGCGUAACGGCGGAGAAACGAGCGGACGGAGAAACGCUGCGCAGCGGAAUCACGCGGCACAGAAUUUCAGAAAGUGAAACUUGCAGAAGCUGAUGUCACAUAUUUUUGCUCUUUCUCGUUCCACGAGCAGUAAGUUUUUAAAGGAGCUUUUUGAUGUAAAACACGCGCAACUGCGCUUUAUUUCACUGCAUAACGCUUAAGUUAAGCGGUCUGCGUGUUGUUGUUUUUUUUUUUUUCGUGGAAAGACCACGUUCAGUUUUGAGUUCAUCGGCGGUUCCUGAGCGGAGAUGUCGGACUCGUACCCGGGUCCGGGGAGCCGUUCACUAGAUCGACGUACAGCUGCUGGUAACCCCCGUGUGCGGAAGAUGUCGGAUCCGGCUCUGAGGAGCAGCCCCGAGGACCCACAUGGAGUCGGCAGCCCCCCCAAGGUGUCGGACCCGGGUUCGAGGAACAGCCCCGCAGACGAGCAGGGACCCCACAGCGUGCAGACUAUCCUCCGAAUGACGUACCUCAUAGCCGCGCUGGACAUCACGUGGCUCUUCGUGCAGAUCUCCAUAACACCGUAUUUGGCAAAGAGGUUGGGAUUUGACACUCUUUGGUUUGGGUAUUUGCAAACCAUGGUUGGAGUAAUUCAGCUGCUGGGAGGCCCUAUAUUUGGCAGAUUUGCCGACUUGUUUGGGGCUCGCAUGGCUCUGGCUCUGUCCUCUUCGGCCUCGGUGGUCUACUUUGUCCUGCUGGCCAUGGCCGACAGCGUGCCCAUGCUGUUCAUCCACAAGCUCCCUGCUAUCUUCAUGCACGCCCUACCAGGCACUCAGAUGGUGGUGGCUGACUUGACGGAGCCGGAGAAGCGGGCGGACGCCCUGGCCAAGCUGGGUCUCUGCUUUGGCUUCGGGAUGAUCACGGGCUCAUCUCUGGGGGGGACGCUCAGUACACGCUAUGGGGAGACAUUUACUGCUUGUAUGUCUGCUGCUGGAAGCCUUCUCAGUCUGGCUCUGGUGUUGAAGUUCAUCCCCAAACACACGAAAAAACGCACCUCCCAAGAAGAGGCAGACAAACGCACUGCAAAGGGUUCAGUGUUCAACCUUGGAGAGAUCACCAGGCUGAUGAAGUUCCCUGGUGUGGCUAAGACCUUCACAGUGAAGAUCAUCUCAGGACUCCCUGGAGGUGUGUUUCAGGUCAUGUUCUCCAUAAUCGCCAUGGACUUCUUCCAGCUGAAGGCUGAGCAGACUGGAUACCUCAUGGCAUACAUCGGGGUUGUGCAGAUGGUUAUACAGGGUGGGGUGAUAGGAAGACUGACAGCAAGGUUCUCCGAAGACACCUUGUUGCUCUUAUCCGUUGGCCUCACUAGUCUGAUCGGCCUCACUCAGAUAGUGAUGACCAACGUGGCGCAGUUCUGCUUCAUCCUGAUUCCCAUGAUGCUCUCCCUCAGCCUGUUCAACGUCAUCACGGACAGCAUGCUGACCAAAAGUGUGCCUCCCACAGAUACGGGUACGAUGUUGGGGAUGUGCGCCUCUGUGCAGUCCUUGCUGCGCACCAUCGGCCCGACCAUAGGGGGGUUCCUGUACCAGAACUACGGCGUUUCCUCGUUUGGCUGCAUCCAGUUUGGCGUCAACAGCUUAGUGUUCAUCUACCUCCUCAGAAGCAGUAGGGGAAGGACUGAAGCGCACAAAGAAUGAGCUGCUGGAAGGAAAAGAGGGACUUCACUGCGAAGGAGGCAUGUAAUAAUGAAGAAUAUUCUGUGAAAUUUUAAUUAUUCUUUGCAAUUUCCUACUCAUU